This is a messenger RNA of Rhizoctonia solani, 1116 nucleotides long. Its product is annotated as TatD DNase family protein. Gene Ontology annotation, molecular function: hydrolase activity, acting on ester bonds. NCBI's taxonomy places the organism in Eukaryota, Fungi, Basidiomycota, Agaricomycetes, Cantharellales, Ceratobasidiaceae. The record is from RefSeq and is a predicted model, not a curated record. The transcript is spliced from 9 exons. The coding region runs from base 1 to 1116 and encodes 371 amino acids.
AUGGGAAAGAAGUCCAAAGCCCCUAAGCUGCCCGAGACCUGUCUCGAUGUUCCGCAGGUGGGAUCGCUGGCCGGUAUUCAAGUUACCCCCAUCUAUGACACACAUACUCAUUUACACUCCACAUUCGAGGCCUACCGCAAGGAAUACCCUGAAGGCCGAUACACAACGAUACCAGAAUUUGUAAAAGGAUACUACACACGAGCCACUGAACAAAGCCAAUCCAUCCAUAUUCCCGUAAAAUCCCUUGUCGACGUAUGGUGCGAGGCUCCUAUUCUCAAGGAAUGGCGUACGUUGGCAGAUUCAGCCCUGACCCCCGAGUCACGCGCAGAGAAGUGGGGAGAUAUUGAGUAUCAUUUUGUCAUGGGCGUACAUCCUCACGAGGCACAAUACUACAACGAUGAAGUAGAAGCUGAGCUGCUGGAGGCCAUGAAGCAUCCACGGAAUGUAGGCCUGGGAGAGAUAGGACUUGACUAUCACUAUAAUAACUCGCCUCAAGAUGUCCAGAAAGAAGUGCUAGUUCGGCAAAUCAAGCACGCUAUCAAUCUUGGAAAACCGCUCACCAUCCAUACACGAGAAGCCGAUGAUGAUAUUUGGGAUAUCCUUUCUAACAAUGUUCCAAAGGACUGGAAGAUCCAUAUUCACUGUUUCACUGACUCUCCAGUUCUCGCCAAAAAACUCCUGGACCAUUUCCCAAACUUGUACAUCGGAAUAACCGGUGUUAUAACAUACUCAACCAACGAGAACACGGCUGCCGUCGUUCGGAUGCUCGCUACUUCUGCACCGGUCGACCCAUCUCGGUCUCCAUUGCGAAUUUUGCUCGAGACCGACGCACCAUAUAUGGUCCCCGCUAAUUUGACCAAACACCAGCAGCAGACGAUGGGGCUUAAGUCCAAUGCGCGAAUGCCGCUCUGUCACGCGGGGAUGAUCCCAUGGACAGCGGAAUUUGUUGCAAGUGCAGCAAACCAGGGUGUCGUAGACCAGGUAGUCAAGGAAGUAGAAAACGGUGGAGUAAAAGAGGUAGAAGGUGCUUCGGAGGCUAGCGACAAGAAAGUAUGGACGGCCGCGGAGGUGAUGAAGAUCGCGAGGGAGAAUGCUAAACAUGUUUAUGGAGUUUGA